Messenger RNA from Caenorhabditis remanei, 660 nucleotides. RefSeq lists its product as uncharacterized. The coding region runs from base 1 to 660 and encodes 219 amino acids. Lineage: Eukaryota; Metazoa; Nematoda; Chromadorea; Rhabditida; Rhabditidae. The transcript has 2 exons. The record is from RefSeq and is a predicted model, not a curated record.
AUGCCACGAUGCAGUAAAGCAAAAAUGAGUUCAAUCCAAAAUCUGAAGAAAUCGAGAGAAGCAUUAGCUUUGAAAAAAGAGAAAACGAAGAGGGAGCAAGAAGAUAAAAUGAAAGCAAUGCAAUUCCAACUUGACUGCGUUAUCCGAGAAAAUGCAGAACUUCGAUUAAUGACUCAAGAGUUGAGAAGCCAGCGUGAUCAGUUGAAACGAAAGAAUGAAACUCUCCGAUUCGCUGAUCCAGUCGAUCUUCGACAUUGGAGGGAACGAUGUAUCAAUGCUGAGAAGAAAUUACAGCUGCAUCUGGCGAAAAACGAAAGAGCGACUACGAAACAAGAUCUGAAAUCGAUGGAAAAUGCGUUGGCUGUUGAGAGGAGAGCACAUCAGGAGACGAAGAUGGCCCUGGCUUAUUAUAGGAAUCAGGAGAAAAUUAGGAGUUCCCAAUCACACCCGACAACUCAUGCUAGACCUGUACGAAUGAUACGAGACCCGGUGAACACUCCAGAAGAGGCUCAGAGCUCAACUUUCAAUUCGAUUUUGAUGAAUAUGGCUGCUCGAAUAACGCCACCGGAUGAAUCAAAUACAGAUGAAUCACACGAAGAGAAGAAACCUGAAACUUUAAUAGCUGAAAUUGUUGUUAAAGAGGAGGAUCUGUGUAUUUAA